Xyrichtys novacula (pearly razorfish) is the source of this 34069-nucleotide messenger RNA. The record is from the annotation of a GenBank genome assembly. Lineage: Eukaryota; Metazoa; Chordata; Actinopteri; Labriformes; Labridae.
UCGGAUGGGGGUUGGGGGGUGGGUGGGGUUUGGUAUUUGUAUUUGUAUUUAUUUUGUUGUUUUUUUAAUAUCCUGGGCGAAUGGACAGCACUUUGUGCUACAUUCCAUGUAUGAAAAGUGCUUUAAAAAUAAAGUUUGAUUGAUUGAUUUAAAGACAGUUGUUAAGCAUUAAGCUUUAAGAGAGAAAUAUAUAUUUCAGUCAUGGAAAAAGGCAAAGAACAUAAAUAUGUGCUGUGAUAGAUAUGAAAUUUACCAACAAAACAGCAGGAUGAUCAAGAAAAUUGAAGUGAAUAAGGUAAAAACUUAUUACACACUCCAGAAAUGUUAAAAUCUCUGGAUGAAUGGGGUUUAAUACAGUUUUUUUUAAAUAAACAAACAUUAGGUUAACAGAAGAGCUGGGGUUUAUGCCAUGUCAUUGAUAAUCCUUGAUUAUCCGCGUCAAUUUAUCGGUGGCCAUAUAAGCAUCCGGUAUUCGUUUCCAAGAUAAAAGUACUGACACGUUAGUGAACGUAAUCUAGAGAAACUAAAAGCCACAAAAUGGUUGACAAGAUAAAAAGAUGUUUCCAAAAAGUAGAAAAUAAAACUGUAAAGGUACUGGUUUCAUUAAUGAUUCCUAACAUGCUGCCAAAAUAAAUCAUACUUUUAUUUUGAAGUCACCGCUUUCUGUGGCAAUUUCCGGGACAAGUCUCUCACUUGACGCACCGCCCUGCUGGACCACCGCAGCAUCCAGCAUCCAAGGGGGGUUUGACAGAUCAGGGGAACUGCUGGUCACUCAGGUGAGUAAAGGGAUGAUUUGAAUGCAACAAUUUAGCUUUUUCAAUAUAUUGCAGUGUGUUUUAUAGUGUUGUAAAGCAUACUGAACCUCGGCCCGGGUCAAUAUUUGUCGUUUGGCCAUUGAGGACGGUGGUAAUAUGACACCAUCACCUGCCUCUGUCACGAUAACGUCUGUUAACGGUUCAUCUGUUACGUUAAAUAUGAACCUUUUUUUUAAAAAGAGGAUAUUUGUUAUUUUUGUGUAAUAAUGGUGUCUUGUAUGUAAAAUCGGACAUAUUGAAUGUGUGAGAGGAGGAGACAGAUAGGCCGGAUUACAGCAGCAUCAUGGCGUCCUUGAGCAGUGAAGGGCAGAGCGGCAGCAGCAACGGAGGAGGAUGCUGCGGCACCAGCAUUGCUCUGAUGCACGAUGUUAGAUUGUGGAGAAAUUAUUAUAUGUAUACACAUAUAUAAUUACUAUAUGCUUAAUAUCUGAACGGUGAUGUCGUGUGUUACAUUAUUGGAAAGGCUCGUCCAUCUUCAGCCAAUAGGCGCUCCCUUUUCCUGAUCACUUGUCAUGUGAUCAUCAUACAGAAGCCUACCAUACAGUUCAUCAUGGAGUCUACAGAUGAGGAAUGAAGCACUUUACUGAGCAAAGAAGAAGGCACGACUGUUUAUAAUUAUCAGCAGUAUAUGAACAUGUCUUAAAAUGAUUUACGUUUAGUUGGAGAUGGACUGAUAAAUGGGUCAGGUUAUUAAAUUUAUUAUUAAAUUUUAUGAUCGUCUUCUGCAGAUACCUAUACGCUAUAUGCUGAGUCAGCCACUUGAUAGUUGGUAUAGGUGUGCUAGAUUUCCUUUUAUUUUUAUAUUUUACAUAAGUUUGUCAUCAAAAAUUAACAGGAAAAUAUGUCUUGUAGUAGUUUUGGGAAGGUGGUGGGAUUUAAAGGGAUAUUCCGCCAUAAAAUUAAUUCAGGGUCAAACACACCGUAACACUGAGUUCGACACCUCCUCGAGAGAUGAAUAUUGCCGACUGCUUGCUUCUCUAGUCAUACCAACUUUAGUAAAGACCGCAGAUAGCAAUACAGAGAGCCACGCGCUCAGCCACAAAUAACAUGUUACUGGCUAGGAUGGCUUUGGGUAUCAGGUGAAACAGAGGAGCUAUACCUCACUUGUUUCUCAUGUGUUGUCAUUAGACUGUCAGAAUUUUAUCAAAUGCAUAAACCAACUACAGCUCCCAGAAUUCUAGUUAUUUGCAUCAGCCAUUGAAAAAACAAUCAGCUGACUCCUACCCUGUGGCAUACAUGUGAAACGAUAAUGUGACUAUAACCAUUACCACUGCUUGAUGUUCUGUUGGGCUUUUUUCCUGAACAUGUUUAAGAUCUAAGUUUGAUACGGGACCCUUCAUCACUCACAGUAUACACAUAUAGUGGUCCUAACCAGCUUUUUUAUGGCUGCUGAUCCUGAUCCAGUUUAUUAGAAUAGAGAGUAUCUGCUCAUACCGAACUUGUUUCUGAGCUGCACACUGUCACUUGGUUCAGCUGAAGUAACAUUAACCUGAAGAUGUCUUCAUCUUGGAGGACCUUAUCCUGUGUGCAGUAAGGCUCCGCAGCAACAUGGAAAAAACAUGCGAGCAUUCAAUGUCUGUUUUAAAACUAACAGCAGUCCCAUUAUGUUUGAAAUGGCCUUGUACACUAACAGACGUUUUUAGAUGUUGUUUCAAAUUGCUAGUUUUGAAUGCAUCUCUCAACUGCUCACAACAAGACAGUAUUUGUUCUUAGAGGCUGUUGAACUCCUUUAUUUUCACUUUCUAGUUUCUAGCUGUCAUUUUAUCCGCAGGGUUGCUAAUGUUAAGAUACUCUUGAGUGUGCGAUUGGUUGCAAAUUGUGCUUGGUUAACACGCAUGUCAGUCAGACAGCUAACAUAGAUGAUGGGGGGGUUACAAUCCUGAUCCCUGGUCAGUCAAAACCAUAGACUGUAUAUACUAUGGACAACCUGGUUCCGCCCACCGCCUGUAUACGGAUUUCAUUUCCUGAAACCAGUGCUGUGCAGUAGCGUUGUGCGCAUUCGGCCGCGCAGUAGCAGAGAGUCACUGUGAUGACGCUCGGCUCAAACAGCGUAUCCCCCCGGAGAUAUGUUGUAGUUAUUGUGAGAAUGGUUUGUGCUCAAGUCCUCUUUUUUCUGUACAGCUCCAUUAUUAAAAGUUAUUAGGAGGUUCAUGUUUUCUAUGAUUGACACCUGAUACCGUCUAUGGGCGUACAAGGAUUGUGUAGCUUGGGCGAUUUUUUUUUUGUAGGAUGGUAGGGAAAAGUCCCGCCUCCUUCGCCUCUGAUUGGCUAGAAAAGCUGGAAACAUCAUCACACGCUCAAGCCAAAGGCAGGCUGUCAGCUCUGUACUUCAAACAGAACAUUAUCACACUUAUGAAUCUUCUAACCCUAACCCUAAUCCUAACCCUUACCUGACAGACAUUGACGUUUCACAGUCAUCAAGAAUAACCAAUCGGAGCUCAGCACCUAUAGCCAAUCAGAGGCGAAGGAGGGCGGGACCUUCCCCUUACCAUCCUAAAAGAAAUAUAACCACCCGGGGGAUACGCUGUUUGAGCUGAGCGUCCUCACAGCGAUUCUCGGCGACUCUCCCGCCGAAUGCAUACAACGCUACUGCGCAAUGUUGGUUUCAGGAAAUGGAGAAAAAUCGCGGAAUUACCGAGCGCCUUUUGGCUUUAAAUCUGUAUACAGGCAGAAGGCGGAACCAAGUUGUCCAUAGUAUUUACAGUCUAUGGUUGACCCACCGUACACAGUACAAUUUGUUUGCCGCUUCAAAGUUAGCAGAAGACAAAAGUAAUUUAUCGUUUCACUUAUCUGAUUCUUGCUGGUUAGCGGAAGACCGGUGAAGCGCGUCAAAGACGGGCACUCGGGUAUUUCUCCUCCAUGAAUCCUGAGGUGUUUAAUCAUGUUGGUCGUUCACCCUCCUUUGCAUGAUAUAACUGUGUUGUUAAUGUUGCACUGGGAUAAGAGUUCAUUCUUCCUGCUAAAGUUAGCCAAACUUUUGAACGCAGCCGCUGUGGGCUGCUGUGUACUCUCUUAUCUCUCUGUGUGGCUUCUUCGUCUCAUGCGCUUCGGCGUCUUCUUGUUCGUUGGUGUUUGGCGGCGUCUUCCUCGUUCGUGUUGGCCGGCUAUUUCUUCCGGUCGGCGGACCCCAGCAUCGAAAUAAGGAAUCGAACUUUUAAAAUUUGUAAAAAAUUAAAAAAAAACGGUUCCGGGAGAAUCGGAAUGUUAGUCCCUGUCCCCACCGAUGCUCGAGACUCAAUGCCCAACCCUAACUGUAUAUUAAUAUUGCUAGUAAAAAGCAGUUUCUUUAUUUGUCCUUUGACCUGACUUUUAACUAAAACCUCUAUUUUUCUGUCACAGGUACAGUGUUUCUUUGUUGUAGUCGAAGCAGACUGAGGUUUUCAUCAUGGGGGAGCUGUUCAGGAGCGAGGAGAUGACCCUGGCCCAGCUCUUUCUCCAGUCAGAGGCAGCCUACUGCUGCGUCAGUGAGCUGGGAGAACUGGGCAUGGUCCAGUUCAGAGAUGUGAGUAUGACACCCUGAACCCCUGCUUGGUAAACAUUAUCAUAUUCAUGAAAUGACAGACAGGUUUUAUAUCAAAUUAAAGGGCAUUACUGAAAGACAGAAGUAGACAAAAAGUGCAACUGCAUUACUGAGUUGAAAGUAAAGAUGCUGCUGGUCAAAUAUAACCCCAAACAAGCAAAAGAUGUUCAGUCUGAUUAUUACUUGAGUUGAAGAGCUGGGUACUAGCUUUUAAAAAUACUCAAGUAUUACAACGCAAGAAAAAUACACUCAUUAAAUGUCUAUUCUGCUGUGCUGUGCUUGUUCUGAGAACAUUAUCUACAUGUUUAAACUCAGAUGAAAUAGAUAUCCAGAUUUGCAGAUCUAAAAUAAUAAGAACAAUUGAACAACCUGCCAUAGAAUAAAAAUGUGCACCAAACCACUCUAAGCACAAGAAAGCUGGUUUGAAACCUGCAUUUACGAAUUUUGUAGCCUACCAAAUGGUUCCUACUGUUGCACCUACUUAUUUGCAGGGUUCUAAGAACUUUGGCAAGGCUUUGUAAUAAUUUUGACUUUUUUUUCCCAUCACAGCUGAAUCCAGAUGUGAACGUGUUCCAGCGCAAGUUUGUGAAUGAAGUGAGGAGAUGUGAGGAGAUGGACAGGAAACUCAGUAAGUAACAAUACAAGGCUCAGCUAAGGGUACAGUACAGCACCUCCCAGUGAUCAGUCCAACCUGAGCUAUUGAAUAAAAAUGCAAAAUAUCCAAGUUUCUUUCUUUUUUUUUUUUUUUUUUUAAAUCAAAAUUUCAAAGAAAAACUUGAUUUACAGAUGAACGUAUUUACAAAAGGUCUUUCCUGUUGAACAGGGUUUGUGGAGAAGGAGAUCAAGAAAGCAAGCAUCCCAACUGUGGACACCGGAGAGAAUCCAGAGGUGCCUUUUCCAAGGGACAUGAUCGAUCUGGAGGUAAUUAAUCUGCAAUCAGCCUCAACAUAAACAAGUGUUGAUAAAGCACAUGAUGAGAGCUCCAAACAGGAGAUCUCUGGUUGUGAAUAAAAUAUUACCAGGUGUAUGGUAGAGGGCUUUGAGUUCACUGAUGCAGGCUGGGUUCUUGGGGUAGUUUUAGAUAGCUGUGAGUGGAAAUGUGUCUGUGAAGAGAUAAAUCCAUAACAGUGUGUUUCUUUCAUGCGACUGCCAGGCCACUUUUGAGAAGCUGGAGAACGAGCUGAAGGAGAUCAACACCAACCAGGAAGCUCUGAAGAAGAACUUCCUGGAGCUGACGGAGCUCAAACACAUCCUCCGUCGAACGCAGCAGUUCUUUGACGAGGUUUGCUUAUUUCCAUAUGCAUUUUCAGAAUGCAUUAUCAGACGGUUUCUGUAGAUGAAGAAACAAUGGUCUCUGUGAUUUCUUGGACAGAUGGAGGAUCCUAACCUGCUGGAGGAGUCAUCAGCACUGAUGGAGGGCAGUGAAGGAGGCCGAGGGGCUCCACUGAGGCUAGGGUAAGACCUACUCUGAAUCAUAUCCUCUUAUUUUUUCCUGAAUGUUAGAGGUUAUCAUGUCAAAUGAAAAACUGCCUUUUACAAUUUGAAUUAUCACAUAAUAAUUCCGUAAAAGACACAUCUGAUGGUUUUUAGAUCAGAUUCUUUUAUCCCUCUAUGAUCGUAAUUUCAUACUCAAGCAAUAAAAAAGGAUUAGUAGUUUAUUUCUGCAUUUUUUGGCACUUGUUGAGAUGUGAAAAGGCUCUAGAUGGUACAUGUAGUUUUGAGUCAGCAUAUGAGAGCAUUUCCAAGCAGUUUAUAAAUCAAACAUUCAAAGCAUUGAUUUACCACACUACUAGAGGUCAGAAAUCCCAAAGACAUACAUUCCCAGUUAUAUCUUAUUGAUGAAGACGAACUAUGAACACACUGUGGUAUGUUUAUUCCUCUUCUGACUCUUUCGUCUGGUUUUGCAGGUUUGUGGCUGGAGUGAUCAGCAGGGAAAGGAUCCCAACCUUUGAGAGGAUGCUGUGGAGGGUGUGCCGCGGUAACGUCUUCUUGAGGAAGGCAGAGAUUGAGGACCCUCUGGAGGACCCCACCACGGUAUGUAUAUGUAAAAAAAAAAAUCACAAGUAGAACUUUUACAAAUUCACAGAAAUAGAGACAUUACUCUAGUGUCAGUGUAGGGUCUUUAACAACUUUGUUUUUUCCAACAGGGAGACCAGGUUCACAAAUCUGUGUUCAUCAUCUUCUUUCAAGGAGACCAGCUGAAGAACAGGGUGAAGAAGAUCUGUGAGGGGUGGGUUUCACAGAUGAUGAAUAUGAAGCCUCAGAUUGAACAGUUUAUGCUUUCAUUGCAUUUUCUUGGCCUGCAGUAAAGUGUAUUCAGGUUCAAGAGAGAGAAAAGGAGAAAAAAAGAAGGUUUAGACGUCAUGGGCUGACUGUUGGAUUCUUUCCAGGUUCCGUGCCUCACUUUACCCGUGUCCAGAGACCCCACAGGAGAGGAAGGAAAUGUUGGCUGGAGUCAACAGCCGCAUUGAUGAUCUCCAAAUGGUAUGUUUGUAAACAGUUACUUAGUGAACUCCUACCACUGCACCAUUUUCUAUCAUUGAAUUCAAUGGUACAUUUCAAAUAAUAGAAGUUGUGACCUGCUUCUCCUCUUCAUUUUUGUGGCACUUGUCUCUGUUCAUAUUAGGAGCAUCAUAUGACAUCCAUUGUUUGUUUGAAGCCUUUGUUUAAAUUCAGACAUGUGCACAUGAUGUGCUUCACUGGCUGUGUUUAUAAUUUCAGCCAUCCAUACAGUGGCACAAGGAGCAGAGUCCUCCAGUCCCUCCUGUCACUCAGUGUUUCAUGAAUUUCUUUUAUAUUUCAUCCUGAUCAGUUUGUGUGAGACUGUAACAUUGAUCUGUUGUGUUCACACAGAGUUGAUUUGCUCAUGCACAUUAAGCUCCAGCUGAUUGUUAAUCUGCCAGUACAGGAGUCACCUUUUUACCAUUGGUCUUGAACAGGAGUUGAUGUCCUGCUUGGUUUCCUCUCGUUCUUUAUGAAUCAGAUGAUAGGUGUCAAUAAGAGCUUUAGCCUGACCACAUUCAGACCUCACUGUUUUCUGUGUGCUGCUGUACGGGGCUGUGUCCUGACUUUUUGAUAAGCUACAGCACUAUUCUGAAUUGCCAACUUUACUUCUGUGUUUUGUUUUAGUCACUAUUUUCCCAACCAAUAUUAUUAAAGCCCACAUUAUUAUUUUGAAUGUUUUAUGAUUGUUCUUUAUUUAAUAAAUGAUGCUCUAAUUAAGGUUUUGUAAAAAAAAUAAAUCUGCAUAUUCCUGUCAUGCUCUGAUAUUGAGUCAAUAACAUGCACAGAUAUUGAUCAAUAUCAAAUCAAAUUGUGCCCCAAGGAACAGAAACUGAAUUGAAUUGUGAGGAUUUUGACAAUACCCAGUCCUACUGUUGUAUGCUGUUGAUAUAAGGAAAAUCUUCCUUAUUCAGUCACCCUUCUGUAGGCUACAGCUUUAUCUUUACAGCUCUGCUGAUAAGCGCGUAUGUAUUGUUGUUGUGUUAUCAGCUCUGGCCGCCUCGUCACUGAGACGUAGUCAUGCCCUGUUAGACGUAUGCAUGAGUCCUGCUCAUUGUUUUGGCACUAAACCAUUAGCAGUGCAGUUCUGUUUUUGCUUUUACUCAAAGGGGACAUUGUGCUCUUUGUUGCAGUGCUGCUCAAUAAAAAAAAAAAAAAUCAUCCAAAACCAUGCACGACAGGAAGCCUGCUCAGGGUCAUUUUACCUCGAUCUAAUUUAUUUCUAAUCAAACGACAAUGGCCCACAUAUUGCAGGGAGUUAGUUUUCUUAUCUGUGAAAGACCUUUGUCCUGACUCACAGUGUUGUGGUUCCCCAAAGUGUGCCCUUAUUAAGCCUGGAAAAAAGCCCUGGUUCUGCUUGAGAGGUCUGCUGGAGUCUGAGCCUGCCAGCCAGAUGUAAUGAAUUACUCUCCGCUACAAUGGAGUAUUUUACUCAGGUUUACAAAGAAACUCGAGCUCUGUGCAUAAACAUGUCAGAGUCCGCCAGUGUUGUUGAUCCAUUCAUCAAAUCUGACAACAUCUACUCGUGCAUGAAAAUGCUGCAUAUUCUAUGUGUUUAAUAAAGAUUAUCGUAUAUAAAAUGACCAUAUUUGAUGAUCAAACCACUGCAAAGGGAGAAAAAGACUGACUUUCAAUUGAUGGAAAGAGCUUUGACUUUUUUGUCCUCUAAUCAGCCUUUAUAAAACCAAAUAUUCCACAUUUCCUCUGAAGGUGCUGAAUCAAACAGAGGACCACCGUCAGCGGGUGCUGCAGGCUGCCUCAAAGACGAUGAGGGUUUGGUUCAUCAAGGUGAGGAAGAUGAAGGCCAUCUACCACACACUCAACCUCUGCAACAUCGACGUCACCCAGAAGUGUCUCAUUGCUGAGGUUUGGUGUCCUGUCUCAGACCUGGACUCCAUUCAGUUUGCUCUGCGCAGAGGAACGGUGAGUUUGUUUUCUUCUUGUAGUUAUUUAUGCUUUUCAUCAGCGCUGUUAUUGUAAUGUUUACGUCAGCAAGGCGAGCAUCAGAGUCAAACUUUUCCCUCUGCUCUGGCAAAGUUAAAAUCUCAGAGUCCCUCUGCCAAACAAUAAUAUGAUACCUUAUUAUCAAUAUGUUUUUAUACUCCCUGAGUAAUAAAACAACACAUUUAAGUUAGAUAAAUGUAGUAGUUUAAUGUGCAGUAGCAGUCCAGAAGAGUUCUUGUUGUAUUAAGAAAACUAUCGACACUAUUGGCCUUGACAAAGGGUUAGUUGUUCACAAUUAAAUCUCAGUUUUCACCUGUUUCCUAAAACUCUGUAUAUCUCCUGAGGAGUAUUUGGUUUGUGUUGAUUUUGGCGCCCCCUGUAGGUGAAGAUGUACAGCUUAUCACCUCGCUGAUCUUGUUGUUUUAAUCCUACAAAAGUAUUUUCUAUGUACUUGUAGAAAUGUGUAAAUAGUGUUUCCUCAUCAGAAAUCUUGUGCUGCUAUCUCUGACAGUCAAAUAUACAUUCCAGUGAGAAUCCUCGCCAUGGAAAAUGUUAAAGAGAAACAGCUGCUUUUCUUAAAGAGUGCACAGUUCAUCACUUUAUCUGACACCUACCCUCUGGCUGUGGUUUCAGGCUUAAAGAAUAACUCUGUAGUAAAGAGUUAUCUUAUCACUGUUCAUCGUGUUUAUUUUACUGGUCAUACAAAGAUAUUGGUAUGAAUUUCAGUCAGCUGGAAAACCUGCAAACAACUCCACAACUUUAAAGGCCACAGAAAACCUUGAACAGCAACACUGGGAUGUUUUCUUUUUGUGUGAACUAUGAAAUUACAUAAAUUCAAACAGGAUUUUAAACUAUAUUUUAAUUCAGGGUGUUGUUUUUUUUACAUAGAUAUAAUCAGAGCCUUUCAUUUCACAGGAGAGGAGCGGCUCAACUGUGCCGUCCAUCCUCAACAGGAUGCAGACCAAGCAAACUCCACCGACCUUCAACAAGACCAACAAGUUCACAUCAGGCUUUCAGAACAUCGUUGACGCCUACGGCAUCGGGAACUACCGGGAAAUCAAUCCAGGUUUGAUUUGAAGCUAUGACUCCUCCCGUUGUCUCUCUCUGGCUGUCCUCUGAAGAGUCAUUGAUGAUAUGAUUCAAUUAGAGUCGUUAGGAUUGUUGGUUGACAUUCUUCCUCCUCUGUGUUCCAGCACCGUACACCAUCAUAACCUUCCCCUUCCUGUUUGCUGUGAUGUUUGGUGACAUGGGUCACGGCCUGCUGAUGACCUGUGCCGCCCUCUAUCUGGUCAUCCGAGAGAGCCGCCUCGUUGCCCAGAAGAGUGAUAACGAGGUACGCUAAACUGAAGACAAGUGAAUCCCAUAAGCAAGACUCGAAUGGUUUAAUAUCAAGGAGAGAAAUGAGAAGUCGUUGUCUGUCUUUGCAGAUGUUCAACAUGGUGUUUGCCGGUCGGUACAUCAUCCUGCUGAUGGGGAUCUUCUCCAUGUACACUGGCCUCAUUUACAAUGACUGCUUCUCCAAGUCGCUCAACAUGUUCGGUUCUGGAUGGAGCGUCAGACCCAUGUUUAGCACCAAAGGAGCCAACUGGUCGUAAGUAACAUUCUGCUCGUGCUAUCACAUGAGCUCCUGCUGUCUGUGUACUUAGAACAGGAUUAGAGGGAAUGUCAGAAAUUCACACAGCCAAUGAAGCCAAUGAAGAAAUGCUUUGAAUCCACCUUUUGACAUAUGGAGGGAAAACUCCACAGAAAGAAGCAAAUGUUUUCCCUGGAGUUUCUGGUCUUAAGAAUGGAGUCCUCUGUAUUUAGACAGAUUUUUAUUAUGUGAAUGAUAGUCCUCUUCACAGUAAGACAGGGUUUGCUUUCAAGGGUGGCUACUUAGAUUUGUCAUGUCACGACCACAACAACUUUGUUUUCAUGCAUUCACUUCCUGCUGCUCUAUCCAAGGUUUGAGACGCUUGACGGGAACGCAGUCCUUCAGUUGGAUCCAGCUGUCCCUGGUGUCUUCAACGGGCCCUAUCCACUUGGAAUCGAUCCGGUAAAACCUCUUGGCUUCCCAAACCACCUGACAAAAUUCCUGAGUUAACAGCUGACUACGUUAUCUCAUGUGCAAACUUGACCUCGACUACAUACAUGUGCUGGUUAUAUGUUACUGUUUUUCAGUGUGUUCAACUUAAGUAAUGAAAUGAAUAACCAAUAGAAUAACCACAAAAAACAUCUCCUGUUAAGUCCCCAGUACUUUUGAUUUACAGAUGUGCACCUCAAGGUAAAAAAAAGAGAAAACUGACACACCCUCUUCUGCUGGUAUUAAAGGUUCAUUCCUUUUGUUCAUCUCUGCAGAUCUGGAACGUUGCCUCCAACAAGCUGACCUUCCUGAACUCCUUUAAGAUGAAGAUGUCUGUGAUCCUUGGCGUCAUCCACAUGAUUUUUGGAGUGUCACUCAGUCUCUUUAACCACCUGUAAGAUCUGAGCACAUGCACCUCAAACUCUGGUCUCACUGAUUGAUUUUUUUAAUGGUUACGACAAAAGCAGCUUUGUCUCUGUUGUGGACUGUCCAUCCUCAGGUACUUCAAGAAGCCUCUGAAUAUCUUCCUGGGCUUCAUCCCAGAGAUCGUCUUCAUGUCCAGCCUGUUUGGAUAUCUGGUUUUGUUGGUCUUCUACAAGUGGACGGCCUAUGAUGCCUUCACUUCCAAGGAUGCUCCCAGCCUGCUCAUCCACUUCAUCAACAUGUGUCUGUUCAACUACAGUGACCCUACUAACAAGCCCCUCUACGCAGGACAGGUGCUCCCUCCCUCAUCCUCCCUGCUGCCUCUCCUAGCUUCCUACCCCCUCUAACAUUGCAUGGUUGAGCCUUGUUUCAGAGAUUUACACCAGCUUAAACUGAACCAAUACACAAUAGUGAUUACAUAUAAUAUAUUCUCUACCGAUCAGGGCAGCACAGUUUGAGUGGUAGUGUUUUUUGAUACUUCUGUAGAUGUUUUUCCUGCUCGUAGAGACGUGAUUUGAGGGCAUUCAGUGACAGGACUGACUUUCAAACUCCUGAAUUUCCCUCUCUGGUGGCAGAGGUUCAGGACCAUCGAGGCGUUUGUCAUUUUUAAGGUCAAUCCGUACGUUUGAAAAUGUUCUGGCAGAGUGUGUUGAUGUACUCAAAUACCAACUCAAGGCUAAGUUAUGCUCUACGUUAGAUACACAUACGGAUAAAGAAAGAGCCUUCCAUCUGUACUCUCAUUUCGUUUAUGUUUCUGCACAUCCUUUCCAAACUUGAGGAUACAGACCAAUCACUGUAGUAGCAUUGAAAACUGUUGGGGCAGUAAAGCUGAUAUUUUUAGGUAUUUAAAGGGCGUCACAGACCACUGUCUGCAAACUGCCUCUGAUUUGACCUUCCCUGACAGAUACAUUAUGAAUAUCUCUGCUAUUGUUGCCGUGUUUGUUGAUGUCCUAAACUUUUGACUCUUUUUUUGGUAAACUCUCCUCGCAACACCAUAAAGCAGAUGUUGCAAACAGCUUACAGAAAUGUGAUUGGCUGCUACGAUCACACUAAUCAAAACAUAUGGCACUAUUUUUGUAAUAAGGAGGAGCAUAAACGAGCCCUUAACAAUUUUAGUUAUACACUGUCCAUGCAGUGCAAAUGUGUACCAAUAUGGAUACAUGAUGAACUAAAUGUAACUCAAAUCUAAGGUCCCCAUAUGCACCAUAAAAUAGGAAAAACUCCACACACACAGCGCAUGUGUCGCCCUUGUUAUAGGAUAGUGAGACAGUGAUCUCAGUGACUUUCUUAACAAAAUACCUCAAAAACGUAGAGUUUGAAUUCUUUUUUUUUGUCUGUGAUGAAUCUAAAAGUUUUUCAGAUUCCAUAAAAUGUAACAAAAGAAGUGUUAGGUGAAAGGUUUCUUGAAAAAGUACCAAACCAGGUUUCAAAACAUUUCGUACCAGUACCCUCCGGGUUCUGACUUUGCUGUUGCUUUUGAAGACUUUUGGCACAGCAAGUUUCCUGAUAUGUACCAGUUUACCAAAAUAAGUUGAAAGAUUUCAGUUUAGAGUUCUUGGUUAGAGGCAGAAUAGGAUAAUGGGUCCAGAAUUUGGUUUGUUACCUGCCAAAAUAUCUUCCUACAAACAGCCUCUUUUUUUCACAUAACAGCAGCUGAAGCAAUCGGUGGAUAUGAAGCUGCCAGUUUCUGUGCUAACAGUUCAGCAGAGGCGAAACUUACUCAUCUUGACCUGUACCAAAACAAAAGCAUGUAGUGUGCUCAGCCCCUUCGUUUGAGAUGGUCUGUCUGUUCUCUAUGCUAAUUUAAAACAACAAUUUGAAACUAUGUGAAACUAUUGACCCUAUCAACAUUUAAUCAGAGUUUGUAUUCUUCUGUUCCUAUCACCAAACUCUUAUCAGGAGCCUGAACUUCUCUUUUUUUCAUAGUAGAAAUGCAGGAAUGUAAAAGUCGGCCAAAGGAGGGACCAGCAUUCGCUGUUGUUACUACUUUGUUCACCUUGUUGCCAGAUGAAGCCCAAGAUUGAAACCAUAGAAAUACUCUAGCAGAAAGUGUGCAGUCUUGGCUUGCAGGUCAUAUCAGCAUUGAACAGUUGCUGGAUGAAAACAAGGAUCUUUUUUUAAGAUUUUAUUUAUUGCACAAUAGCAAGACUAAAGAGACGUGGCGUUUGCAGGGUUUUCUGUGGUCGUAGUUUCACAAUAGUACUUAGUGUAGUGUUUUCUGACCACUGCUGCACAUCACCAACACCUUGUUAACCUCUCUCUGUUUGAAUCUGUAGAUGGGGAUCCAGGUUUUGUUGGUGCUGAUUGCCCUUGCAUGUGUUCCCUGUAUGCUGGUUGUGAAAACUAUGGUGCUUCGGCGUCAGCACCUGUGGAAAAAGCACCUGGUAUGUGAAUCUGACCCCACCUUUAACCCUUAUUUCUACGUCUGAAGAAAAAAAAGUUAUAACCUUUUCUCUCACCUCUAUUUUUGCCAUUCAUUUCAAUGCACAUUGUACUGUGUAAUGUGGUUGGUUGUGUUGCCAUGAAAACUGCUUAAAGCCAGCCUCAGAAACGCUUAUAUUUGAUGGACAGUGUUAAAAAACUCAAACUGAGGGCACCUUAACAACUUCUUAAUCGAAUGAUCUUGUCCAGCACACAUAGAGCAUAAAAGUGAAGUAGAUACAGUGAGGGAACUUAUCAUGACUAAUGCACUAUGGUGAUAUUCCAUUUUGUUGUCAGUCCCAGCUCAAACAUCACAGCCUGAUUGGUGUCUGUGUACCUUAAAUGACAAAUUUAGGUCGUAUUCAGUUAGUACAAGCCUAGUCCAUGAGACUCUCAAAAUAAAGCUUACUGAGGAAAACAGUCAUGCUUUAUUAGUUUUAAUUGUGCAUCAAAAAUGCACUCAAGAUAAACUAUAUAGAAAGGUUUCAGGCAUAAAGAAUCGAUUGGUUAUGUUUUCACUUAUGUCCAAAGUUACUCCGAAUAAGAGCUAUACAAAUAAGAACAUAUUUAAUUAUGUAGUUCAGAAAAUUCACUGUUAGGAGUUAUUAAUGUAACUGUAAUUGAAAAAGAAAAGCCAAACAGUUCAAAGUCCUCUGAAGUUUUUCUCCGAUUUUAGUAUUACUCUCAGUAUGUUUAUACAAUGAUAAAAAGAUGAAAGAUAUUGUUAAAGUUAAUUUUUUUUUAAAUUCAUAUAAUAAACACAUUUGUUUACAUACCUUUAAAACGCAGCCAGGGAUCCGUUUUCUUUUGUGUGUAUUCACUUCAAACGGACUUAAACUGUUAGAAUCAUUCUGUGAAUACCCCACAGUUUGCACAUUCAGCUUUCUUCUUGAGUUGAAGUUGAAUUAAAUAAACACAUAAAUAGAAGCCAAGUAGAGCAUAGGGAUGAACAAUUUACUCAAUUAAUGGCAGCCAAUGCCUGUGUAUACGAGGCGCUUUAAAAUAUGAACAGAUAAUAUCUGCAGACUCUGCUGGCAGCUUCAUCAGUGGGCCUGCUGUUGGACAACAAAACCAUGACUUUCCCAUCUGAAAUGAGAGUCACUGGCUAGUGUUUCAUGUAAAUUCUGUUAUGAUGCAUAGAAUACUAAAGUUUAGUGUUGCCUCUGACAUAAAUAUCAGUCAUGUCCUUAAUAAGGAGCCCAACUCACCGGGUUUUUCUAUUUUGUGAAUUAACUACAAAUCCAUCUUGAAACAUAAUAACAGCAAAGAUAAGCAUUUAAAUUAGAUAUAUGCACUAUUGAGUCACCUGUUUUUAGUUAUUGCUUUCUGCAUUGGCUGUUUAAAAAAGUUUUAAAAAAGUUUAAAAAAAGAUUGUUUUGGUAUGUGACUCAAAAGGUAAUCCAUGUUCAGCUGAAAAAGGCGUAUCACCUCCCACCACCUUAGAGGAGGCAGACAUGCCUCUGUCGUGACUUGGACUGUUAUUCAGUGCUUCUAUAAACAGCUCAAAGAUGUUACUUUGAGAAUCUAAAUUUAAACAGUUAAUUUUUUUCCUGAUUCGUCAUAAAUCUCACUCUGGAAAGAUCGCCCUCACUGUCUUUGCUCGGUGCCCUUACUUAAAGAACCAAAUGAAAAAGAAAGCGUUCAGUCUGAGGCUUGCUUUAAGCUAGACACAGCUCUUGUGGCUUUUGUAUCUAGUCCCAGAAGAGGGAAGAAACCCCUGCAGAGAAUCUAGAGCAGUCUUUAGAGCAAACAGGCGUGUCCUCAUCAUGCACCGGACUCACCCAACAGGGCACGCAGAAGUUCGGAGGGGUGCGGGUGGGCAACGGACCCACGGAGGAUGAGGCUGGCAUCAUGGACCACGACCAGCUCUCCCAGCACUCAGAGGAAGGAGAUGAGGUAGAUACUGAUUUUUAUUUUGACUUUUCUCUGUGAUAUCUGUGUGGCUGAAGAUGCCAUACCCCAAACAAGUCAAUAUGAUGCAAAGUUUUUUUCCAUUUUUACAGAUAUUCUAAAGGCAUAGUGAGGAGUUUUGAAAAGAUUUUCAAUCUGUGCAGCUCUAAACACAGAGGCCUCUUUCUGUUUCAUAUACAUAUACUGCCACUAAACUCUCUAUUGCAUCUUUGUAUCAGAGAGCAGAGUUUCUCCUGUGUAGUAACAUGAGAAGUGGGUAAUGUGGGCACAACAAUGUGCAGAGAGAAGGAGAGAGUAAGAGCAGGGCUGGAGGGGAGCAGAUAAGAGAUGGAUUUUCCAUUUCAGAAACAUAAACAGAGAGGUGGUUUUCAUGAGAACCAGCGAGUGGAAUUCCUGAGAAUACCACCCAGUUUUUUUCUAUGACUCAUACUCCUGGUGUCUCCUAGGUCUCCUACAUAAUAAAUCUCUCAAUAUUUAUUCUGGGAUAACAAAUUGCAUAACUGUCAUGUGAUAAGGCUGCUUUAUUUCAACAUUAUUCCAGGCAUAUGAUACUUCUCAGUGACAUUACCUAUCAACAGGGAUUUGGAAUGUGAUAUUGCAAAAUUAACGGGAGUAUCAAGUGAAUCAAGCAGGGCAGCCCACUGUAAAUGUUAUUGUUCAGGUACAUUGAUAUUUUGUCUGACUCAUUCCUCUUGUAUGACAUCAUAAAAACACUAAAAUUGGUGUUUUCUGGCAGCGAUAGCUCUUAAAGAAUCCAAAUUUGUGGUGCUGUGGAUAAAGCCAAAGGUAGUUUAGGAUCUGAGGUGUUCAGAGUUCUGCAAAAUCCUCAAACCGAGACCCAAACCUUGCAUGGUCCUGCAGUAUGAUUUAAAAGUUGAUUUUCAAAUUAAGCUCAACAUAAAACUUACAUGCCUUGUGUUAGAAAACAAGAAGAAACCCAAAUUUAAAGUGAGUUUGUGUCUAGAGAUUAGGGGUAUGAACUGCAAAACAUAAUUCACAGUUCCAACAGUGAGGUCUGGAUUAACCCAGUUCCUAAAUUCAGCCACUAACCUUUGACCUUCAUUUACUUUUAAGCACGCAGAGGAGGAGCCGGUAAGAACUCAUGUUUGGUAUCAUCAUAGCAUGUCUAUACAAAGUCUUGUUUUCUUGUUUAGUGCAUCUCGUAGCAAAGGUGGUUUUCUUUGUUUGACCCCUGGUUGACCCGUCUAAAACCGUCUUCUCCUGAACCGUCUACCCUCCUGUAAAAGGCAUGUCUUGUGUGUCGGACUGUGAAAGUGUUUGUGAAAGAGGUUUAAUCGUUUAGAGAAAUGUUUUUAAGUUUCAUUUUCAAUGUAAUUUACAAGUGUGAAAAAUGAAACUGAAAUCAUGCAUUUUCAUGAAACGUCUGAUUUUUGAAUGUUUUUUCAUUUAUUUUACUACAAGUGAAAGUUUACUGACGUUUCGGCAGAUGUCAGUGUUGUGCAAAAUACAUGAAACAAAGAGUUUAUUUGUAUUUCUAUUACUUUUCUUUUUCACUCUUUAUCAUUGUUUUUACACUGACGUACACGUUCAAUCUCAUUACUCCAUUUUCCUUUGCAAUGUUCUGAGUCAAAGUAAGCAAAAGGGUUAAAAGUUUCCUGAAUUUUUUCUCACUUCAUAGAAAGGAGAUAAAACUUUAUAAAAAGAGAAAUAUCUUUUACCUUCUCAUCUUAUAUAAUGUAGACAGCCAUUUGCUCAAUCCUCUGAAAUAGUCUCCAGGCCUCACGCCUUAAUGGUAGUGUUGCACAGUAUACCAAAAUGUGAGUACAUUAUCUUGACUUUAACACUUGGUGGUAUAGCUUUAGAAUUUUCGGACAUUCUGUACUUUAUAUAAAUCAAAUGGUUCAAUAUCAAUCAUGUAAGUGACUGAGAAAGCAGUAUUUUUUUAUCUGAGGCCACUGGCAGAAAGAAAAGCAAUGCCUCUGACACAGAAUGUCCACUACUGACAACAACAGUGGGUCAUCAAAAAAAAAACCUCCUCACUUUGAACCAAACUCACUUGUCAAAACCUGUGUGCAGAAAGAUGGUGCAAAGUAAUGCCAUGCAAGGGGAGGAACACUUCAAGCCUCAUCAAGCUCCUCACUGACAGGGGUGUUCAGAUAGCCUAGCGGGUCCCUCAUGUUGGGGACCAUGGUCCCUUCUAGGCAGUUCAAGUCCAGCCCUGACCCUGUGAGGCAUGUCAUUCCCUUUCUUUCUCUCUAUCUCCUACAUUUUCACUCUGUCCUGAACAGAAAAGGCCAAAAAAAGGCUCCUCAGAGACACUCAAGCUCCUUAAGGACACCAAAGUCCAUGGAUUGCUUCUGAAGCAUUUAAGAGGAAUUGGUCUGUUAGUUGAAUCAAGUUUUGUUCAAAUAUAAACUCGAAACAUGAGGUUAGGUUUGUUAGCUUCUUUAGAAAUCAGAAUUUUACCAGCAGGCUAACAUACCAAACCCUGAGGAAUUCUAGUACCAUAUAGGAAAGUGGCAAAAAAGCACAACAUUUCAGUGUGAAACAUUACUUUGUUCUCCACAUUAAUGAUCCUGGAGCAGCAGAUAAACAAACUAACGUUAGACACUUGAAAUUUUAAGGCAAACCAUUAAAAGAUAAGUUUUCGCGACACAGUUCAAAAGAGUUUGAAUCUUACAAGUUUUUUAAACAUGUACUUUUAUGUUUUUCUUUGUAAACUACUUGCUAAUGUGCAACAUGUAACCAUGGUUACAUAAAGUUCCUGUUUUCAGGGGCAUGAGGCAAGUUUGUCCCAAAGCUUUUAGCAGUAUCUGAUCCAUCCACCUUGAUGAAGGGCGAUUCAGUCAACUGUGGGUGUGACUUCAAACAGAGAGCACUUUGUAGCAGAGUGGAAGUGGGGAGGGACCAGUUCGAGCCUUGGAUCUCAAUAACCCAAGACUGAAUCAAGUUUAGAGUGAAGUGUAUUGAUGAUGUCCAAUUAAUGAGAAUUCACCCCAUAUUUAAGACUCUCCCUCUGUCUGAAAUAAGAGUCUUUCUUUGGAGAAAUCUGCUUAGCAUCGUGAGGCAGGAUCACAGGAUCGAUUCCCAGUCCCAGGAUGAUUUGGUGCAUGUCACCACCCCCCGACCAGAAAGUGCCACUUGUGUUACAUGGUCAAGCUUUUACAGAACCAAUGCAGUCCAUUGCUUGUUAUUUCCUUUACAUAUUGGUUGAGAUUUUAGCUUGUAAAAAAAGAAACAGUCAGACCAUCCACUCUCUAGACUUUAAGCCUGUGAGAUGGACAUGACAUUAACUGCUCACUCCAGGUCUGACAGGCAGCUCAGAUGUUACCAGGGUACAGCUAGUGUGAAACUGCAUGCAUGAUCAGGGUUUACUGUGCCAUACCAAACCAAACCGAACCAAACCAAACCAGAUUACUUGGUGGAAAUGCACCUUUAGUAUUUUCACAACAACCAACCUCUGUCUAAAUGUUCCACACAAAAGCAAAACCAAACCAAAGUCUCAGAAAGUAGCUUAUCUAAUAUUUAUACCUCAUCUUUACGCUCCAGCAUGAGUUUAUUCUGAAACAUUUUUUAAACACACCAAGUGAAUUAGAAACUUUGGAUUGAAUUUAAUCCAAGUAGAGACUGGAGGUGAGGUGUCCCACACAAACCCUUUCUCAAAUAGUCUAAUAUUCAAACCAGUGACUGAUGCUAAGGGUUCUCAUGCUCUAAAAAACACAGUGUAGCCCACAUCUGAAAGUAGGCAUAUUCAUAUAAAACCUUAUGCCAGUAGGUCUCAGUAGGACUUAGUCUGUAAUCCAGUCCAAAAGAAUCCAUCUUCUACUCUGAAAAGUAGCAUUGACUUGAGUUUUGUUUGGUAUUUAUAAGCGAUGAAGGUGUAGCAAACAUAAAGGUUUCCCAUCUGUGCUAAUAGAUGGAAUCUUAUUUAUUUCCUGCACUAUAAUCUGUUCAAAACAGCAUCUCUAAUCAGAGCCCCUAGCCUGUGUAUAUUUUGCCAUUACAGCAUGCUAGCCGGUGUUGUUUUCAUUAGCCGCUCUGUCCCAGACCCUUUCAAUUGGAACAAUAAGUGCUACUUCCAUGAACUCUAUUUCAUGCGUCCAAGGACAAAAGGCAAGCAUGGAAAGAGGAAACCAGAUCAGUGCCAAGCCAAACCAUACAAGAACAGUACAGAGCAACAGGCUUCCAUGUUUGCCCCUCCCUGCCUGUUCCAUACAGGAAAGGCUAGUUUUGCUCGGGGAAGGAGAGGACGGAGGAACUCUGUUGACUUUACAAUACACAAACAUGCUGCUGCUCUGUGAUCCUGCAGGGAAAGAGAAGAAUCAGACUCACACGACACAGACAUUUCAUCCUUUUUUUAUCUGUUCAAACAGAGAUCAGUGCUCAGGCAGGGGUCAAAGGUCAGAGGAGUCACUCAUUAAGAUGAUGGACACUUCAUUCCGUGUAAUUUCCUCUCUCCACGUUGCCCUGACACCUCAAUUGUUGUUACUGGCCACACUGUGAAUAGCAGAGCUGGGUGAUAAUCAUCUCUCAGUGUUAAAUAGAAAGCUUUGUUUCACAUGCCUCAGCUGAUAAGUUAUGAUGGCUUGUGUGUAGGUGUUGUGUAAUUUAUGUGUCUGUUUUUACCGAAAGAAACAAAACUUCUCUAACCAGAAAAAACAGAAACGAUUUUACUGCAAUAUUUAUGGAAAACAUGUAAAUAAAACAACAAGCACUCAAACUGAGGAAAGGUGGAGCAACACUUCAUAAACUAAAUCAAAGCAGAGAAAGUCACUCCCAUGUCAUCACCCUUAUCUAAUUAUAUUCAGAUUUAUUAUCCAGCAGAAGACAUCACUGCUUAGAUCAAUUUUUUGUUAUGAUUUUAUUUUAAUUAUUUUUUUGUCUUGUGUUAAUGAUAACUAUUUUAUUUAUAAUACACUUAAAAAUGCGCCGGAUUGCUUUAUUUUCUGCAUCAUCACAAUCUGCUGUAAUUUUGAAUUUGACUAUUUCCUGUAGAUCUGAAGUCGCAGAACUGAAUGAAAACUAUUAAAAUAAAAUUGUAAAUGUUUGAUUGAUCAAAAACCUGAAGAGUCACAAGAUCUAACACUGUUUUGGAUUCACAGUAAAUCUUGAAAUAUCAAAUUUAGAGUCAAUUAUCAUCAAAACCAGUCUGCAGUAAACUGUAGUUUUUACUACAGUCAUGUGACAUCAGUUACAUCUGCUGAAUAUAAAAGUAGUAGGAAGACAACACUGUGGUUGGCUUCCAUAUCCCUCUGAUGUUUUCAGUCAGGGUUAAGGCAAAGAGGAUAAGAAAGGACUUAAGAGGCAUGAUUUUACUUUACACCAGUAAUCAUUUACCUUUAAAUGCAGGUGAUAAUGAAUUUGACACACCUUUAAAUGAAAUGUCAAACUGAAUUAGUUAUGAAAAGAUAGUUGAUUAUGGUUCAUCUCUCUAUGACUACAGCUAAGUUUUUCAGAUGCCAGUGCUCUCUGGAUGAAUGAUAUCAUGAAUGCAUCUGUUUUUAUUUUUAUCAACUGCUAAAGUUAUUGAAAGUCAGCCUGUUUGUGUGUCCAGCAUCACCUCCUCCAUUUCAGAACAACUCAAACUUUUUUUUGCCUGGAGUCUAGCAUGAAGUUUGCUGUUGAAUUUACACAUUUCUGAAAUCUUUCUCCUUUUCUUUUUUAAUCCUGUGUGAUUUCUGUGUAUGUGCUGCAGUCUCAUACUUAUGUAUGGGAAAUAAAGGGGUGUAUACCUUUUCUAAUUGGAAACAUCAAACACAAGCUUCAGACUUAUAAAGACAUGGAACUCACUAAUUUGAGAACACUGGGAAGAUGUUGGUGGAUGACUUUUUCAAACUCCUCCUCUAAAGCCUUAUAGACUCAGUAAUAAACUAUGAAGCUAGCAAGGCAGCAAAUCAUCUUUUUAUCUGCUUUACAUGAUUUCUUGGUAUUUCCUCAUAAGUUUAAAGGAAAAACUGUUAUGAGUCCACUCACAUCUGUACCUCAAGACUUUUCUUUUCAGCGCUGUAUCUCAGUGUCCCUGUUUGUUAAACAAAAAGAUCAUCAAACAUCAAUCUUUCUAUAUCCAUGCUGCAUAACAUCUUGUCUUUUCACAACAGUUUGACUUUGGUGACGUAGCUGUACACCAGGCCAUCCACACCAUAGAGUACUGUCUGGGAUGCAUCUCCAACACGGCCUCAUACCUGCGCCUGUGGGCCCUCAGCCUGGCUCAUGCACGUGAGUGAAGUCAUGCAAACACACACUCAAAGCAUGCACAGUCUAACAACACCUGUUCUGCAAAAUCAUAUUCAAGUAUGUGAGAGUAAAACAGCCUUUCUGCGCCCUGCCUGAUUUUGUGUUACACGCUGUGAUGUAAACUUUGUUAUCACCACUUUGUGUUUGUGUGCAGAGCUGUCAGAAGUGCUCUGGUCCAUGGUGAUGCGUCUGGGUCUGUCCUCACGGAGUGGGGGCGGGUUCUUUGGCCUGUCAAUCAUCUUCUCAGCCUUUGCCACACUUACUGUUGCCAUCCUGCUGAUUAUGGAGGGGCUGUCAGCCUUCCUGCAUGCCCUGCGUCUGCACUGGUGAGACAUGAAAAGACACACACACACACACACACACACUCAUAUUCCAACCACCUGCACACAUUCAGACCAUUUUUGCAGCCAAACAUGUUUGCGAUGUGAUGCACCGCUUGCUCUGCACAUGACAAAUGCAGAGAACAAACUCUACCACAUGGCUGCACAGUCAAUCCUGCGUUGAGCAAAAGCAUGCACUCACCAGGAGGUCUUUCUUCAACUGAAGCUGCAGCCUUACAUGCACACAAGUUUUUUCCAGCACAUGAAAUGUAAUGAUCCCGGAGCAUUCAACUAAACGUUCAGUGUACAGACCUCCAGAUAACCUCGCACCCUCAAACCCCAUCGCCUCCUAGCACCACCUGCACCCUGCUGAACCAAUCUGCACAGAUGUAAACUACACUGACACAUGGAGAAGUCAGUCAUAAUUAGACAUACAGGAUGUUAUCCAGAGUGGAGAGAGCACAGACCAUCAAAAACACACCAUGAUGAGUAACACUGACAUUCAGGCCUGUGGUGAUCACUAUGUGCUGUAUAUAUUAUUGAAAGAUAAAGGCUGCAUUCAUGAAUCAUUUUAAUGCAUGUAUUUACAUCUUCUCAACUAUGUCAGAGAUGUGGAUCCAGAGUAAGUACUUCAGAUAACUAUGAGGAGGAGGUGAUGUAAGGCUAAUGAUGAUAAAUGCCGACUUUCCCAGGAGGGAAACAUCCCCUUCAGAACAUAGUAGAGAGUUAAGUACAUGUAGUAGCUUUUAAAAUCACAUAUGAAAUCAGUCAAAGGGUAUAGGAAAGGGUAUUGUUUAAACUGUGUGAAUGCACAAUGGCUUACUUAAACACCAGUGCACAAAAAUGCUAUUUGACCCGCAGUGGAGUUUGUGGUGCGUUUAACUUUUGGCAUGUGGUUUGCAAAUGAGUCGAUAUAAAUCAGACAAGACUUACACAGGUUUUGCAGCCACAGAAGCCAUGCAGUUCCUUUGUGAAUCAGGCUGGAGAUUAUAGAGUUUUUCCAUUUAUUCAUAAUCUUCUAAAUGUGCUUUAGGGAAAUCAGGAUCGCUCUUGUACUGAGCUGCAUCCCUCCAGUGAGUUAGGUUGCUCUUUUCCUUGGUAAAUUCAUUCAUAAAGUAGUCCAUGUGCGUCUGUAAUAAACUGGGUGGCUCAUUUUUUUAAGUUUAGGUGUAUUCUUGUCUCCUGCAGACCGAACAGCUGAUCAGAGUUCCUGCAGGUCACUCCAGCCUAGCUUGCGUACCAGCUCUCUGUAGUUUUAUCAUCAAAGGAGCUGACUGGCAUCCAUUGUGGCUAGUACACUUAUAGUUACAUGUUCCUCACAACCACACUUCAAAAUAAAUACUGAAAUAUCCCAUGAAGAGCCAUUCUUACAGUUCUGAUGUAUUUGUUUUCAACUAAGAAGUGUUUUGCUGUUAACCAUGCAGUCAGCGUGGUUCAUUACUCUUACAAACUACAUGAUUGUGGUUCUGAUUUCAUGUGAGCAGCAGUGGCUUUCUCAUGGUAAAGUUCUGUAGAAUAAAUACGGUGCACUUUUACUUUCACUAAGAUUGCUGUUUGGGUUUAACUUUCUUAAAAUAAGUGAAGUUAUGUUGUAAAAUUGGCCCUGUCUGCAGCUGUUAGUGGCCUUGCACCCUUCCUGGUUCUCUGCGUGGUUUCCGAAGGGGCCAAAGCUGACCGGGUUCCCCUGUGGGUAGUACAUUUACUGUACCACAUACAGCCCCACCCCUGUGUGGUUGACUGACUUUGAAUGAUGCUAGGUUUUCAGACUACUCUGACUUUCAUGAUCAAAAUUUUGAAGAAUCACAAACGAUUUGAACAAGUUUUAUUUACCUUAUCGUGUCUGAUUUGGUUCCUGGUCUGAUCACAGAGCAUUACAUAAGGGUUUAGAGAUGAGCAGAUAAGAGAGGGAGAGUGUUUUCAUUGGACAGAGGUAUGGUUUCCCCUCUAAUGGCUGCUCUUGGCCGUACUGUUGUAAGCACUUUAAGAACAAGCUGUCCGUCUGUCUGUCUGUCCGUCCUCAGUCUGCCUGUUUCUUCUGUAAACUCAUGGAAAGUUAUCCGACCACCUUUCAAAUAUGAGCCCAGCUGUUUUUUAUCCAGACCGUGUUGUUCUUCAAAGGAGCCUACAGUAUGUGUUGUAUGGACCCACCUCUCUGCUGAGGGCUGGCUGUAUGUUCCAGGCAAGAGGUCAUGUUGUACCUAGCUUUAAUGCAGACCAGACCCCUAUGGAAGAAACUGUAAUCAGCUGAAAGGAUGCAGAACGGUAUAGACAGACUAGAAAGAGCAAGAUUAAAGGACCAAACAACACGCCUUUGUUUGUGUGAUUGCUCAAGUUAAGUUACUUCAGACGAAUAAUUUCAGAGCUAGUAUAUUGAACUAUGGGAAUCAUUUUUGGUUUAAGAUACUACAGACCUAGUCCUAUUUAUGUUGAUUUGGACUGAGAUAGACCUCUUGAUGUUGAUCUAAAACACCAUUAAACCCAGCUAAAUUCAGUACUCUAACAGUCUCAAACAUCAGUAAUAAUGUUUUCAAAAUUUAAGUUCCUAGAAUUGCACUUACAGACCGUUAUUUCAAGGCAAGAGAUAGGCAGGUCUUGUCUGCAGUGUGUAACGCUCAGAGGUGUAAUGAUGGGAUGAAGUCGCUCCUCUUCUGAUGGUCCCUCAGAGGUAGUAACAGAGGCAGAAUGAUGGGGAAAGAUGUUGAUUGUGUGUAUGUGGAUGAUUCAGUGUGUAUGUAUAUGUGGAGUUCUUGAUGUGUGUUAACAGCCCUGCCUCGAGUGGUUCUGCUAGUGAUGAGUAAUCAGACACUGGCACACCAAUAUCACGGCAAUUUGAGGAGUAGUGUGUAAGUACAGAAAUGUGAUAAAGGUGGAGCUCUGUUCCAGCGCUGUUGCAGGGUUGCAGUGUGCAAGAGGCUUGUUGAAGUCUCAGUUAGUAAGAGGUCUGAGGGUAGAGUAGUAAUUAUAUUGUGCUCACAUGCUAUUUUCUUGUGCACAAAGUUUUAGUAAUUUUAAUGUUUUUUUUUUUUUUGAUGAAUUAUCUUGGGUGCCCGGCAAGAAACAGCGAGCAGGACCAAAUUACUAGGCAAGAAAAAAUAAUAGACUUUGCUGUAUAAAAUAUGCUACAUGCAGUGGAGUGUAUUCAUUGUGCAAAAAUGUUUUGUUUUUACCAUAGACUGUGUAUAAAAUGGACGGCGUCUGCCUCCUCACUGGGUGAAGCCACCCUGAGAACAGCACCCUCUGGUGGCGGGCUUCAGUAUAGGUCAUAAAUCCCGCCUCCUCCAGCAAUCCCUAUGGAGCUGUGGACAAACUUUAGAAAUUAAUUACACAAAAUAAAAAUUUUUCUCCCCCCUGGUUGCGAUGUUGACAUGUAGUUACUGUAAGACUGGUUUGUGCUCAAGUCCUCUUUUUUCUGUACAGCUCUAUUUUUAAAAGUUAAUAGGCGGCUCAUGUUUUCUUUGAUUAACAUUUGAUACAGCCUUUGAGCGUACAAAGAUUGCAUAGCUCACCCAUGUCAUCACAGCAACCUUUGGCGACUCUCCCGCCGAAUGCGUACAAUGCUACUGUCCAAUGUUGGUUUCAGGAAGUGGAGAAAAAAUGUGGAAAUACCGAGAGCUCUUCGGCUUCAAAUCCAUAUACUGAUGGAAGGCAGAGCCAAGUUGUCCAUAGUAUAUACAGUCUAUGGUUUUUACAUGUCUUAAAAGGUCUUGAAUUUCAUAAAUUUUAGUUUGAGAAUCAUCCAGCAGCCCUGUUAUGAUUCUGUGCUAAAACCAUUCAUCAUUUCCUGCUCAAAAUACUUCUGUAAUCUGGGCACCCUUUGGUCUGACCAUUGACCAUUUGUGUUCUAGCUUGAACACAGAAUAUUUACAACUGGCCUUAUUUUCAUGAUUAAAGUUUGUAAUAUCAGCUGAAGCCAUUUAGUCCCAGGACGGGGUCUCAGUGUCUGUGUUCCUUGUGGACUACUGAAGACCUUCAAGUCUAACACUUAGAGCCUUUGAGAAAUUAGUGAAGUAAGGCAGAGUUAAAUGUUGGGAACAGCUCAAGAAGCAAAAGAGCAUCAGGAACGAUGUAAAAUCACAGUUCUCCUCCUUUGAAACACUCUAACGUGACAUUUAUUUGUUUAAAAACUUUGUGUUUGUAGUUCUGUGGUGCUAAUGCAGAUCACUCCAAGCUGAGGUUUGCUUCACUGCACCUCUCAGGCUCAGCUGUGUGUAGCUGUAAGAGGGUGACGCACCUUCAUAAUGCAACAGCAUCAGCAGCAACAGUGUGUGGGCUCGGCAGGUCUCUGCUAAGGUUAAAAGGAGUAGUGGAGUAUUUUUCACAGAGGAGAGUGAAUGGAAAGGUUCAAAGUAAACAGCAGUCAAUCUCGACCCUCUGCUCUGCUGUCCACUCUUCACACACACGUGCUGAUGAGUUGUCUGCACACACAAUCACACACGGCAGAGUGAGCGAAGCGAAGUGUGUGCUAGGUACCAGCAUUUUUUCCACCUCCACAGCUGUGUCGAAAAAACAGACCAGAGGAUUUCUCUCCUCGUUUUACGCGUUGCCCUCUCACAGCUCGGCAGGCCAAAUAUUUGCCACGGCUGGGAGACAUUCCUGGGCACUCCCCGAGCUCACUGAAGCCAGGAACCAGCAGGAACCGAGAAUCUGCUCUUAUUGUUUUCCUCCUAAAUGAAGACAUCAGUGGCUGUCAUGAUUUCAGAAUUACAGCAUUUGAACUGAAGAUACGAGUACAUACCCACGGCAUAUCAGAGUAAACAUGGCAGAUGAACUCAUAAAUGAAGAGCAAAUCACUGGUGGGGAAAUCUGUAAUAUUCUGGUCCUGGUUUGUAUUAACUCUCAAGAUUGUUUUCAUCUGGCAAUGGCUUCUUCAGUGCUGGAUUUAUUUAUUUAUUUGUUGUUUUUUUUAUAUAAAAAUAGUGAGUUGCAUCGAGUUGGCCAAUAAUUGUAAAUGUUUAGUGGCUCUUAACUUACAAGACUAAAACAGAGAUGUAUGUUCACAUAAAAGUUCCAAUGAGGAGCUUUUGGUUUUCGUAAAGUUUGGUCGGCUUAGUUCGACUUUAUUGGCAAGAAAGUUAAAACAAUCUUGCCAAAGCAUCAAUAAUAUUACAUAUUGAUCACUAUGCAGUAAUUAAUUUAAAAAGCAUAACAGUCUGUGAUUAUCUUGUGUUUUGACAUAAACUUUAUCCUGCUAACUUUAAAAAUUUAAAUCAUCUUAAUCUUAUGUGUUUAUUUCCUGCAAGGACUAUAUAAAGACUGACGCGUUCAUUGCUUUUAUUUUGAAAAGAAAUGCACUGGAAUUAACAGUAGAGAAACUGCUCAAACAGUAUGUAUAAUCUAAGGAAAGGAUCCCUCACAACGAUACCAUAAGUGGUUUUCUCAGGUUUAAUAUGGCAGUGUCUGGGCGAACAAUGACACUACAACUGUAGUGUUGGUUGUGGUUAACGCAAGAAAGCAUUGAGUUUGUAACACGUGUGAAUCACUAUUUAUUUCAUAUACGAUAUAUGUCAGGCUUAUGUGGAAAAGAUGUCCAAAAAGAUGUUUUUCAUGUUAUUUGUUCUAAAAGGAUUCAUUUUAUGUGUUCAUUUCAAGCUGAUAAUAAUAAGCUGAACUUGGAGUUAAAUUCAUGAAUAGAUAAACCAGUUCAAUUUAUAAUUCCCCAAUGGUUUAAAGAUAUGUAUUAUAAUGGCAUUUAAAACUUCGAGUAUUAAGGAUUAAGAUGCCAUUUCGUCUGACAGUGGCUUUACCAGGAAGUUAGACAGAUGGAGUGACCCUCAAAGACUUACAACUCUUGAUCGGUUGAGCUUUGCUAACAGUGAAACAGUAUGAAUUAUUGUUUGGUCUCAAAGGUCGUAGAGUUUACUCCCAAAUUUAGGAUACACCUUCACUGAAAAACUUCCAAAUCCAGAGAGGAUGUACAGAAACUGUAUUUUUAAAAGUGCUUUAAACAUUCAGCAUGUGUCCUUCUCCACAGUGAUCCAAACUCUGGUUGACAUUAGCAGAUCAGUUUUCUGAAAACACUUUUUCAAUUCAUAAUCUAUGCUUCUCAAUAUCUCAGGGGUGCAUGCAGCACUCAGUAUUGGUGGAAAUGCGGGGAGGUGUCAGAUAGACUCUCAGCAGCCAUAUUUGGUCACAUAGCAAUCUGAGCCUGUGCAGACCAUCAGACUAUUGCUCAUAAAUGUCCCUCUCACCGACUCUCACAGUCCAUUUCUAUGUACUGAUGUCAUGUCUGCAUCUUCGAACUUUGGAGCUACUGUACAUUACUGUGUGUAAGACAGAGUUUAGGCUGCAUCCUAUACACCAGUGCAACACAGCACUGGUAUUGAAUACAGAGGUAUUUUAUAGUGUCACAGUAGAUUACUCUGGAAGUGACGCUCAAAGUUCAAGUGACCACUUUGCUGCCAAAGUGUGCUGGAUACACAGAGAGGAAGAGGAAUGCAGCAGCACUUCAUUAAAUCAGUUUUCCUUCUCUGUAAGCUCCUGAUCACGCAUUCAAAGAAAAGCGUGGUACACAGUUUAGACAGUCCUUUAUGUGCAGGAAAGACUCUUCAAUUUGGAACCACAAAGACCAGCUGGGGAAGGACAGGAGGCUCAGCAGCUUGGCUCAUGCAAGUAAAGCUGAAGGAACUCCCCAAAACACUAGCCAUUCAUCACUAUUAUGGAAGCAUAUUAAAGACAGGAAAUAAGAAGAGGGGACUGGGUCUUAAAAAAGGAUACUGAGAGGUACAAAGUCUAACAUUUGAGAAAAUAAGUGUGAAUUAUGAGAGAAAAGGUGAUAAAUAUGACAGGGGUCAUUAAUGUGAGAAAAAAUAUAAGAUUUUAAAAAGUCUUCAUUAUGUCGGUCAUAAUGUCGACAUAAAAGUUACAAUAAUGAGACAUUAUUGAGAUAAAAAAAGUCAUAACUCUGUGGAAAUAAGUUGAAAUUAUAAAAUAAAAAGUCACAAUUAUGUUUUUUAUUUGAAAUUAUUUCUCAAGAAGUCAUAAUCUUGACCUUUUAAUACCGUAGUUCUACUUCUUUGUGUCUCUAUUGUGAUUUUCUAUCCAUAAUUAUUCAAUUUUAUUUCAUAGUUAUGACCUUUAUCUUAUUAUUAUGACUUUUAUCCCAUACUUAUUGUCUUCUGUCUUCACUUCCUGGAACCACCACUUGCGCAAUAGUAUUGUACGCAUUCAGCGGGAGAGUUGCUGUGAUGACGCUCGGCUUAAACAGCGUAUCCCCUGGGUGAGCUAUGCAAUCUUCGUAUGCCCAUAAUGCAUCAGAUUUUAUAGUGCUUUUUGUCAUUCAUUCGCUCACACAGUCACGACCUAGUGGUGGUUAACUACCUUGGUGGUCACAGCUGCCCUGGGGCAGACUGACAGAAACAUGGCUGCCAGUUUGCGCCUACAGCCUCUUCGACCACCACCACACAACACUCACAUUCAUACACCAGUGGAGGACACACACUGAGGGCAAGGUGGGUUAAGUGUCUUGCCCAAGGACACAACGGACAGACUAGGGAUAGGACAGGGCUCGAACCGUCAACCUUCCAGAUAUUGGACGACCGCUCUACCUCCUGAGCUACUGCCGCCCAAUAGGACCAUAGGCUGUAUCAAGUGUCAAUCAUAGAAAACAUGAACCCUUUAUAACUUUUUAAAAAAGAGGACUUGCGCACAAACCAGUAUUACAGUUACUACAUGUCAACAUCACAACAAGGGGGGAGAAAAAUGUAUAUUCUGUGUAAUAAAUUUCCAAAGUUUGUCCACAGCCCCAUAGGGAUUGCUGGAGGAGGUGGGAUUUAUGACCUAUACAGCAGCCUGUCACCAGAGGGUGCUGUUCUCGGGGUGGCUUCACCCAGCGAGGAAACGGAUGGCGUCCAUUUUAUAUACAGUCUAUGGUUAAAUAUUAUUACUAUCAGAAUUGCAGAAAUUGACUCCAGGUUUUGUUGUUUCAAUGUGGAAUAAAGAUUAUUCGGCUCUUUAAAACAGGAACUUCUGGAUUUCUGUUCAGUUAUCUGUAAUUAUCAAAAUGGAAAAGAAAACUGUCUCUCUUCUUCUUAAUGGUCCUGUUUACUUCUUUAGAUCAUAAAGAGACAUCAGUAUCGCUUUCAGCUUGUUUUAUCACCAGCUAAAAACUCCUGACUAGAGCUUUAAACUCAGUGUAGAGAGGUCAAAGGUCAUCAUUUAGAGGGUCUAGUCAGUCACAUCUGCUGUUGUAUUCUGUGUAAGGAAGUGGAUCCUGACUAAGGCUGCGACCUGUUGGAAUAGUUAACAAGUCUCUGAAGUUCCUCUGUUCCCGGGCAGAUUUCCUGUGUUGUGUGGGAGGAUUUUUCUUUGGUCUGUGAAUUACUGUGUUGGAAUGUGCCCUGCCUCAGAAAACAGUACCUCCAAAAGAUUUUAUCAACCUGCACUAAUUCCAACCUGACAAAUAUCUGAUUUAUGUCAGAGGAUCUUUGAUACUACAGCUCACAUUGAAACGCUCUAAUGAACUCCUGGACCUCUGCUGUGCUGUUGUUCUGUUUCAUCAGAUCAGAAUUUAGUCACAGCAGUUCUUCUCCUGCCUGUGCUCUUGUGUACUGCACAUACACUCAGACUUGAUGCCAUUGCUAUUAGCUUCAAUCAAUCAAUCAAUCAAUUAAUUAAUUUUUAUUCAUAUAGCGUCAAAUCACAACAGUCGUUAUCCCAAGACGCUUCCAGUUUGAUGUAUUACAAAGACCUAAGCUAAAGAUGGUGCUUCAGCUGCACCUUCUGCUGAGAGCUGCAUCUUCUGCCCUGAAAUAGUCAUGAACAGAUUUGUGCUUUUUUUGAAACUGGGGUUUGAGCUUCACAUCAAAUAACCCAAGAAGAGGUUAGAGUUGCAGUUAGACUAUUUGUGAAUUAAGCUACUUUUUUCUUUUACUGCAAGGACUCGCUGCUGCCUCUCUGCCCCUGAUCAGCUGAAGUAAUAUUUUAAGUUUCAUGCAUUAACAAUCUAAGGAUACGCUUUGCCAUGAACCUUUUACGCACUUACUCAUCACUGCUUCAUGUGGGCUCCUGUCGGCUGGCCUGCAUCUUUAUCCAUACACUGAAUCACUGGUGUGUCCAGGGCUGAAGUAGGACUCAUUUUCAGUCCUAGAGUGUUGUGUAUUUAUUACCGUAUUUUCUGCACUAUAAGGCGCACCGGAUUAUAAAGCGCAUUAAGCCAAAAAAAAACAGUCAGAUAAGUCAAAAUUUAUUUAACUCAUUCAAUAACUCCACGAGGCUACGGUAGCUGCAGUGCUCCGACAAGCCAGGAGGAUUUUAAGUGUGCCUUAUAGUGUGAAAAAUGCGGUAGAUACACAACAGAAUAAAGGGAGGGUCUUAUCUCCACACCAAAGUGAUACUAUGAUGAGCUGAUGGGGAGCCAAAGAGCUGGGUUUUGUUGCCAAGCCAAAUGAUCAGGGAUCAGUACAUGUGGAGGAACAAAUGUAACUGCAGAGCCGCUAACCUAAACUUAACUGUCUGCUAAUAAUGAGCAGCCUACUCAUACCCCUCUUUAAUGAGUGCAGCAUAUACAGUCACUUUAAACCAGCUCUGGCUACCCUGCUACCAGCCCAAGACAUUCCCUGGUUCUUCUGAUUGGCCAGUCUGGACCUAAGCGUGUCCUCUGUAGCUCCUUUUCACUGUCCAAAGCUCUCUUUCCCACAUAAACCAUGUGAGCUGACAGCUGAAUCCUCCUCUUCAUUCUGACUAAACUGAUAUCAUUCAUAUUGAUCAUGUGAUUUACUGAUGUCUCUGCUCUUGUCGUCCCUCUUCAGGGUGGAGUUCCAGAACAAGUUCUACUCCGGUCAGGGCUUCAAGUUUGUCCCCUUCUCCUUUGAGAGCAUCCUGGAGGGACGAUUUGACGAGUGAUCAGCCCUGAGCUCUUCUGUCCCUCCUUCUCCUCCUCUGUGUUUGUGUUAGUGUGUGUGUGUGCAUGAGCCCAAGUGCAGCCCUCUUACACCCUCUAGUGGUCAUUUUUGUAACUGUUAUUGUGUGUGAGCUAUACUGUAGUCCUUGUCAAAGGUUUUUCCACCCCACAUGUGCCAAGCUGUACUCAUACUGGAGCUUCUAUUGCUGUGGCACAGUACCAUGACUGUACUGGACCGGGUUUGUUUGCACCUCCUCCGCCAGCUUUCCCCCUAACAUAUCCAUCACUCAGUGCAGCUGCUGAGGUCUGUGUUCAUGUAGAUGAAUCUGGAAAGAACCAAGCCGUGUAAUGGUGAUGGUAAAAUCACUCCUUCACCGUAGCUUACAGAAACUAAUGGCCUGACUUAUCCUCACCUAACCAGCUGCACUACACCUUCAGAAAUAUAGACACCAACUGCAGGGCAUCUUUAGCUUAUCUACAUGGAAGAACUUGUUUCAGAGCAGCACACUCCUUCUGCGAACCAAAACACACAUUUAGCCCUCUGAUGCGACGUCUGAGCUCCCUCAGGUCAGCAGUGAAUAGUUGGGGGUUUGAAGAGCACAUUCAUUGACUUUUCUAAAGAAGAGCGUUGUUUUUAAAACCCACUCACCCUGUUUUUUAGGAGAUUGUGAAAAAUGUUCCUGUCUCUUUUAUCCUGGCCCGGACGCACCUAGACAGGUGAUUUUUUAAAUCUCUUGUCUAUGUUGAUUCUGGCACCCCCUGUGGACAAAGCGGUUUGUCCUGAAUGCGUCUGAAACAUGUAUUUUUCACAAAAAAGAAUCCCAUUUGUCACUCAGUGAAAAUCUUUGUCAUGGAAGAUGUUUUUAAAAAGGUCAUUUCAGUGACUUCCUGUCAAUAAUUUUGACCGAGACCAACACGCCCUCUGAGUGUGUCUUUAAAUGGAUGCUCUUCUUUGCUUUUUGAAAGGCAUAAAGACACAUUAUCAUUUGUUUCAGUCUGUUUAAUGGUAGACCAAAAACAUAAGCUUUAAAUAAAAGUAGAUCAAAUAAAAGAAAAUCUGCAUGAUAAAAACUAACAGUCAGAAUUGUUGACGUGUGUUUAAAUUUUAUAGUUUGACUCUGUUCAAUCUAUAACAGGAAAAAGAUAACUUUAUGACCUUUACUACCAACGGUCACCAGGGGGAGCUCCAAAUGCCCUGGCUUCAUUCUGACAGCUGAAGAACGCCAGAUUCCUGUAUUUCGCCCACUGUGAGACUCUUAUUUCUAAAGGUGUGCUGUUUUUGAGGAUCAGGGUCGUAUCCGUGUUGUUAAGUUGUGUCCGGUACAGUCUGGCACAGUGUGGAUGUAGGAAAACCUUUAACUAUUCAUCAGGCUGGUGAUAAACUCUGUCAGAUUUACUGACAUUUUUCUCCUGCAGAAUCAGAAUCAACAAACAAGCAGCCUGAAAAUCUCAGUGUUCACUCCCACAUGUAGACCUGUCUCUGCAGCCCACAUUAAAAAUAUGUGUUGGUGAUGAUACCUGACUGGGAUGACUCAGUGUUUGAAAGUACGUCCAAAAAAUCCUGCCAAACAGCUAGUAGAGUUAAGAAAUGAAAUAAGUGUAUUGGUUUGUGAUGAUCUGACUAUGACACAGUGUUAUAUGAGCGCUCUUGAAUGGAAAAAUCGCAGCCUCCAGAUGAUGAGAUGAAGACAUAUUUACCUCUGUGCUGUGUCGUGAACCCCUCUGUGCUCUCUCUCUGUAAAUUAUUGUGAAACAAUCGAAGGUCUGAACUGAUUAUUGUUAAAUCUAAAAGUUUGAAACAUUUCCAACUGCUUCAGAAAUGUUAGAGGAGUUUGUGACACACAUAAAAUUCAACAUAUCAGAGCUUUAAUUAAUAAAUGGCAUGAAUGUGCAAUAUUUACAACAAUCAGGACACAGCAUCUAUCAGAGCUAAGGAAGGAUGUUGAGUUUUACUGAAACUCAGAAAAGUAAUCAAAUGAUCAGAGUCGUAAAAGUUCAUAGAGUUUGAUGUCAGUUCACAUAAAUUUACAAUCCUACACAGCUGAUGUUGGUCUGUGACUGGUGAAGUGAACGGUGAUGUGUCUGUGAUCAAUAAAGAAGAAAUCUAUUGGAUCAUCU